Molecule: messenger RNA, 4459 nt
Organism: Rana temporaria (common frog)
Lineage: Eukaryota; Metazoa; Chordata; Amphibia; Anura; Ranidae
Gene: PHKA1
Product: phosphorylase kinase regulatory subunit alpha 1
Exons: 34
Coding region: 134-3841 (1235 amino acids)
Biological process (GO): glycogen metabolic process
Cellular component (GO): phosphorylase kinase complex
Molecular function (GO): calmodulin binding
Source: RefSeq, a predicted model, not a curated record
GCCAAUCGCAGGCGCGGGGGGCGUGUCUUGGGAGGCAGAGUGUGUGUUGCAGGGUGAUCGGGCUCUCAGUGGUGGAAGUUGGGGGAAGGAAGCGACCCGCUGGAGGGAUCAGGAGGAGGGUUCAGAGGCCGCAAUGAGAAGCCGGAGCAAUUCUGGUGUCCGACUCGAUCGAUAUGCCAAGCUGGUCCAGCAAACCAUCCUCUGUCACCAGAAUCCAGUCACGGGUUUGCUGCCAGCCAGCUGCGAACAUAAAGACGCCUGGGUGCGCGACAAUGUGUACACCGUCCUGGCAGUGUGGGGCCUGAGCCUGGCUUACAGGAAGAAUGCCGACCGGGACGAGGACAAAGCCAAGGCUUAUGAGCUGGAACAGAAUGUGGUCAAGCUUAUGAGGGGUCUUCUGCAAUGUAUGAUGAGACAGGUCCCCAAAGUGGAAGAAUUCAAGUACAGUCAGGGCACCCGAGAUUCCCUCCAUGCCAAGUACAACACCAACACCUGUUCUACUGUCGUUGGGGAUGAUCAGUGGGGUCAUCUACAGCUUGAUGCCACUUCAAUCUUUUUACUGUUCCUGGCACAGAUGACUGCAUCUGGUCUUCAUAUAGUCUACACUCUGGAUGAGGUUACCUUUGUCCAAAAUUUGGUAUUUUACAUUGAAGCAGCUUAUAAAACGGCGGACUUCGGGAUGUGGGAACGUGGCGAUAAGACGAAUCAAGGGAUUGCCGAGCUGAACGCCAGUUCAAUUGGAAUGGCCAAGGCUGCCCUGGAAGCGUUGGAUGAGCUGAAUUUGUUUGGUGCUAAAGGUGGCCCCCAGUCUGUUAUCCAUGUGUUGUCUGAUGAGAUCCAGCACUGCCAGUCUAUUCUUCAGUCCAUGCUUCCAAGAGCUUCCACAUCCAAGGAGAUAGAUGCCGGGGUCUUUUCCGUCAUCUCCUUUCCAGCCUUUGCCGUGGAGGACGCUCAGUUAGUGGACAUCACAAAACAGGAAAUCAUUAACAAAUUACAGGGCCGGUAUGGUUGUUGUCGCUUUCUGCGUGACGGAUAUCGUACUCCAAAAGAGGAUCCGACCCGGCUGUAUUAUGAGCCGGCGGAGCUGAAGCUCUUUGAGAAUAUUGAGUGUGAGUGGCCUCUGUUCUGGACGUAUUUAAUCCUCGAUGGCAUUUUCAUCGGUGAUAUGGAACAGGUGCAGGAAUAUAGAGAGGCUCUGGAAGGCGUCCUGAUCAAGGGGAAGCACGGCGUCCGCCUAGUUCCAGAAUUGUACAGUGUUCCCGAGGAGAAGGUGGAAGAAGAGUAUAGAAAUCCGCACUCUGUAGACCGAAUAGCCAUGGGGAAACUUCCACAUAUGUGGGGGCAAUCACUUUAUAUUUUAGGAUGUCUGAUGUCCGAGGGUUUCCUUGCUCCAGGAGAGAUUGAUCCUUUAAACAGGAGAUUUUCUACCGUCCCAAAACCAGAUGUGGUCGUCCAAGUUUGCAUCCUGGCAGAGACAGAAGAGAUCCAUGAUAUCCUUAAAAGACAUGGUAUAGAAGUGGAGACGAUGGCCAGCGUGAGUCCCAUCAGAGUCCAACCCGCCAGGAUCCUGAGUCACAUUUAUGCCAGGCUGGGACGCAAUAAAAAGAUGCACCUGACCGGAAGGCCAUACAGAAAUAUGGGCGUCUUGGGAACUUCCAAACUGUACAGCAUCCGACAGAACAUUUUUGCGUUCACACCCCAGUUCAUAGAUCAGCAACAGUUUUAUCUUGCCCUGGAUAACCGGAUGAUUGUAGAGAUGUUGCGUACGGACUUAUCCUACUUGUGUAGCAGAUGGAGAAUGACUGGGCGGCCCACCAUCACCUUUCCAGUAUCUCAAACCAUGCUUGAUGAGUCCGGCACAGACUUGGAUCCAGCUGUCUUAGCUACUUUCAGGAAACUCCAGGAUGGAUACUUUGGAGGUGCCAGGACACAGACGGGUCGCUUGUCUGACUUCCUCACCACAUCCUGCUGCAAACAUCUCAGCUUCAUGGACCCCGGUGUGGAGGGUAAGCUGUGUGCCUGGGGGAGUGGCUCGCACAUGGGCCAGCCAAUCAUUGUGCAGGAGCCAGACCAGCCCGUGCAUGUGGCUCUGCCGGCCGAUGAUGAAGACUCGGAGGAUGAGGUGGCUCAAUAUCUCAGCCAUCUUUUGAGCACCAGUGCACCUAAACCAGCGCCAGCCACACAGAAAGGGGGACUGCAUCGCUUCAAAGCGGCCAUUCACAGCACGCGGGAUCUCAUAUCCCUUCGCACAAAAGCUAGAAGUCUCAAUGUUCAGGAUGUACAGAUGUAUUUGCCUAGUAAGCUGUUAAAGUCAUCCCAGCCCUCCUUCGACUUGUUGGAUUAUGCACCCCAACAGCAGCAAGUCGGCAAGAUUCCAGCCAUCCAUGAAGAGAUGCCUCUUCCCCAGGAUACUUCGGGACAGACGGACUUUACUGCUCUGGUGGACCUCCUACGGGACACCUCCAAUGUCCAGGAGCAAGCUAAUAUUCUGUACCACCUAUAUACCAUGAAGGGAUUGGACUGGGACACACAAAUAUACGGCCAGCCCGGUGUAACGGUGAAAGACUUGUUGGUUGAGCUGUAUGGUAAAGUGGGAGCUUCCCGGCAAUGGGUGUUAAUUCGAUUCAUUUCUGGGAUCCUGAAGAAGAAAGUGGAAGCUCUGGAUGAGGCCUGCACAGAUCUUUUGUCCCACCAGAAACAGCUCACGGUUGGGUUGCCUCCUGAGCCAAGAGAGAAAACCAUUAUUGCGCCGUUGCCAUAUGACAAGCUCAUCCGAUUAAUCGAUGAGGCCAGUGAACAGAAUAUGAGCAUAUCUAUCCUCACCCAGGAAAUCCUGGUAUACCUGGCGAUGUAUAUGAGGACCCAGCCAUCUCUGUUUGCCGAGAUGUUCCGUUUGCGCAUUGGGCUCAUCAUCCAGGUGAUGGCCACAGAACUGUCCAAUUCCCUGCAGUGUUCUGCUGAAGAGGCCACCGAGAGUCUCAUGAACCUCAGCCCAUCUGACAUGAAGAGUCUUCUACACCACAUCCUAAGUGGAAAGGAGUUCGGGGUGGAGAGAAGUGUGCGGUCCAUGGACACGAUGGCCAGUCCGGCUAUUUCUAUUCGCGACCUGGGAGCCGUAGGAGCAACAAAGAGUGAGAGAGCCGGAAUCACACGUCUUAAAAGUGACAUCAAAGUGCUGGAUAGACGUAGGCAGUCUCUGGCUGCGGAAGGCCAGGAUGUGGAUGCCUUAUCAGCCACCUCAUUGAGGCCAGGCGAUGCUCUUUCUUCUUCUGGUGACCUUUACACCUCAUCCGAUGACGAUGGCGCCUCCGACACCCGACAAGGGCAGUGGCUCCGCAGAAGAAGACUGGAUGGGGCUUUGAACAGAGUACCAAUUGGCUUCUACCAGAAAGUCUGGGCAAUUUUGCAGAAGUGCCAUGGAUUGUCUGUGGAAGGGUUUGUCCUGCCUUCUUCCAGCACACGCGAGAUGACGCCCGGCGAGUUGAAGUUCUCAGCACAUGUGGAGUCCGUCUUGAACCGCGUUCCUCAGCCGGAGUAUCGGCAGCUGCUGGUGGAGGCCAUAUUGGUCCUGACCAUGCUUGCUGAAGUGGAUAUACAGAGUGUGGGGGGAAUCAUCCAUGUGGAGAAGAUUGUUCGCAUCGCCAAUGAGCUUUUCUGCCAAGAGCAGAAAGUGCUCGGCGCGGACGACGCCAUGCUGAAAGUUGACCCCGGAACUGGAAUCUGCUGCUUGCUGUACGACAGCGCCCCCAGCGGACGCUUCGGCACAAUGACUUACCUCUCCAAAUCGGUGGCCAUCACCUUGCAGGACUCUCUGCCGCACAGCGGUUGCUCCAUGCAGUGACCGACGGACAGUCCCCACCCGAGAAAUGCACUUUUGCCGCAGUCGCCUUUUUUUUUUUCUUUGCCUUGCCGCUUCUUGAGACUUACUCUGGUGUGUUAUCUGGUCACUGAUUGGACGAUUCGGUGACUUUGGUCGGCCAAGUGGCCCAAAUAUCGUACAGUUUACAGAAACGGACUGCAAAGCAAUAAUGAUGUGAGCUGGUCAUGUUAGACUCCAUGAACAGAAGCCUGGCUCUAGAAUCCCGCUACUAAAAUCUAGCCUGUGCAGCCGCCAUGUUUUAAAGUGUAUGUCCGGGCAAAAAUUCAAGAACAUGGUACUUCUAUGCAACGUCGGCACGUCUCCCAUGUACUGUGUCUUUAUAAUGUUGCAAGUACAAGAAAAAUAUCUGAUGAUCUGCCAGGAAUCCAGUGAGCACCUAACUGCCUGUAAUGAGGUGACAACGCUGCCUCUGCUGCACUGAAAUUCUAAACUGUGUUGUCAGCCCCGCCCAGUUCUCCUCUGUCAUACAUAAGCCCUCCCACUUGCCUCAUCUCCAUAACAUAAAAGGGAGUCCAGCAGAAAACUGGGCAGGUCUGUCAAAACUGCUCAAUAUAGAUGAGUGACAACCGAGUCUGACCC